AUGUACGGAGCAUCGACGGGCCCCCAGACGGGCAUCAACACGCCACGCUCCUCUCAGUCACUGCGGCCACUUAUUCUGACUCAUGGGUCACUCGAGUUUUCCUUCCUCGUGCCUACAUCCCUCCAUUUCUUUGCUUCACAAUUAAAAGAUACGUUUACGGCAUCCCUCCCACAACCGACAGAUGAGCUUGCUCAGGACGAUGAGCCCUCCUCGGUGGCCGAGCUUGUAGCACGGUAUAUCGGUCACGUUGCUUGCGAGGUCGAAGAGGGCGAGGACGAUGCACAGGGAACCUGUCUGGAAGUCCUGAAGCUAGCUCUUAACGAGUUCGAAAGAGCCUUCAUGCGCGGAAAUGAUGUCCAUGCCGUUGCAGCCGCUCUCCCGGGUAUUACUGCCAAGAAAGUCUUGGUUGUUGAGGCCUAUUAUGCCGGAAGGGCCGCCGCCGGACGGCCCACCAAGCCUUAUGAAUCUGCGCUAUUUCGAGCCGCCUCCGAAGAAAAAGCCAGCAUUUACUCAGUCUUCGGUGGUCAGGGCAACAUUGAAGAGUACUUCGAUGAGCUGAGGGAAAUCUACACGACUUACCCAUCUUUCGUGGAGGAUUUGAUCUCUUCGUCUGCUGACCUUUUGCAACAACUUUCCCGUGAACCGGAGGCUAGCAAGCUCUAUCCCAAAGGACUGGACGUCAUCCAGUGGCUCCAGGAUCCCGACUCCCAGCCCGACACCGACUACCUUGUGGCAGCUCCUGUGAGUUUGCCAUUAAUUGGAUUAGUCCAAUUAGCCCAUUUUGUGGUUACCUGCAAGGUUCUAGGUCGGCAGCCUGGUGAGAUUCUAGAGCGGUUCAGCGGCACUACAGGUCACUCUCAAGGUGUGGUCACCGCCGCAGCGAUUGCCUCGGCAACGACAUGGGAGAGUUUCGAGAAAGCGGCCAAAGAUGCCUUGACGAUGCUCUUCUGGAUUGGUCUUCGCAGUCAGCAGGCUUACCCGCGGACUUCUAUUGCCCCUUCCGUGCUGCAGGAUUCGAUUGAGAACGGGGAAGGAGCCCCAACCCCUAUGUUGUCCAUUCGAGAUCUGCCAAGAUCUGCUGUCCAGGAACACAUUGAUACCACCAAUCAGCAUCUUCCUGCCGAUCGUCAUAUCUCUAUCUCCUUGGUUAACAGCGCUCGCAAUUUUGUGGUCACUGGACCCCCUCUGUCCCUCUACGGUCUCAACCUUCGCCUACGCAAAGUCAAGUCGCCCACUGGCCUGGAUCAAAACCGGGUUCCGUUUACGCAGCGCAAGGUUCGCUUCGUCAACAGAUUCUUGCCAAUAACUGCGCCAUUCCACAGCCAGUACCUCUACGCAGCGUACGACCGUAUCCUUGAGGACUUGGAGGACAUUGAAAUCUCAGCUAAGUCCCUUGCGAUCCCUGUUUACGACACUAAGACGGGCGACGAUCUCCGGCAAAGUGGCGACGCCAAUAUUGUUCCUUCUCUGGUUCGCAUGAUCACCCAUGAUGCAGUCAACUGGGAGAAGGCAACUGUCUUCCAAGGGGCCACUCACAUCGUCGAUUUCGGUCCUGGCGGUAUCUCAGGUCUUGGUGUUCUUACGAACCGCAACAAGGAUGGUACUGGAGUCCGAGUGAUCCUCGCUGGGGCUAUGGAUGGCACCAACGCCGAGGUCGGAUACAAACCUGAGCUGUUUGACCGCGACGAGCACUCUGUGAAAUAUGCCAUUGAUUGGGUCAAAGAGUACGGCCCCCGUCUUGUGAAGAACGCAACGGGCCAGACAUUUGUCGAUACCAAAAUGAGCCGUCUUCUGGGCAUCCCUCCCAUAAUGGUAGCCGGUAUGACACCGACUACGGUACCCUGGGACUUCGUUGCCGCAACAAUGAAUGCGGGAUACCACAUUGAACUUGCUGGUGGUGGUUACUAUAACGGAAAGAGCAUGACAGACGCCAUCUCCAAGAUCGAAAAGACCAUUCCUCCUGGGCGUGGUAUUACUGUCAACUUGAUCUACGUCAACCCUCGAGCUAUGACUUGGCAAAUUCCCCUCAUCGGAAAAUUGAGGGCCGACGGUGUACCCAUCGAAGGCCUCACAAUUGGCGCCGGUGUUCCUUCCAUUGAAGUUGCUAACGAAUACAUUGAAACACUGGGAAUCAAGCAUAUAGCCUUCAAACCAGGCUCAGUGGAUGCUAUUCAGCAGGUCAUCAAUAUCGCUAAAGCCAACCCGAAAUUUCCUGUCAUCCUUCAGUGGACCGGUGGUCGUGGUGGUGGUCAUCAUUCCUUUGAAGACUUUCACCAACCCAUUUUACAAAUGUAUAGCCGCAUCAGACGGUGUGAGAACAUUGUCCUUGUCGCUGGCAGUGGCUUCGGUGGUGCUGAGGACACUUACCCUUAUCUCUCUGGAGCAUGGUCGUCGAGCUUCGGAUAUCCCCCGAUGCCAUUCGACGGGUGCCUCUUUGGUAGUCGUCUGAUGAUUGCGAAAGAAGCGCACACAUCUAAGAAUGCUAAGAAGGCAAUUGCUGACGCCCCCGGUCUUGAUGACAAAGAUUGGGAGAAGACUUACAAGGGUCCCGCUGGCGGUGUGGUCACCGUUCUUUCCGAGAUGGGUGAACCCAUUCAUAAGUUGGCGACAAGAGGCGUUCUGUUCUGGCACGAGAUGGACCAGAAAAUCUUCAAACUUGACAAGGCGAAGCGCGUGCCAGAACUCAAGAAGCAACGUGAUUAUAUCAUUAAGAAACUCAACGACGACUUUCAAAAAGUAUGGUUCGGUCGUAAUGCCGCUGGUGAGGCGGUCGAUCUUGAAGACAUGACGUACGCCGAGGUGGUUCAUCGCAUGGUAGAACUCAUGUAUGUCAAGCAUGAAUCGCGCUGGAUUGAUGCUUCUUUGAAGAAAUUGACUGGCGAUUUCAUCCGUCGCGUCGAGGAACGAUUCACAACCGAGGAAGGGCAGGCUUCUCUGCUGCAAAACUAUUCCGAGCUCGAUACUCCUUAUCCGGCGAUUAACAACAUCUUAGCAGCUUACCCUGAAGCGGCUACUCAAUUAAUCAAUGCGCAGGAUGUUCAUCAUUUCCUUUUGCUUUGUCAGCGGCGCGGACAAAAGCCUGUUCCAUUUGUGCCGGCACUGGACGAGAACUUUGAGUAUUGGUUCAAGAAGGACUCUCUUUGGCAGAGUGAGGAUUUGGAGGCCGUGGUUGGGCAAGAUGUCGGAAGGACCUGUAUUUUGCAAGGUCCAAUGGCAGCUAGAUUUUCCAACACCAUAGACGAGCCUGUCCAACAAAUUCUGGAUGGUAUUCAUCAGGGUCACAUUAAGGGUCUUCUCCAGGAUGUCUAUGGCGGUGACGAGUCCAAGAUCCCUGUCAUUGAGUACUUCGGAGGCCGGCUUCACGAAGCCGUCAGUGAGCUAGACAUCGACGGGCUUACAAUCUCUGAAGAUACGAACAAAAUCAGCUAUCGUCUAUCAUCGUCUCCUUCAGGCGAUCUUCCUGAUCUUGACCUGUGGUUGCGCCUCCUUGCUGGCAAAUCAUACUCUUGGAGGCACGCUCUCUUCUUGGCAGACGUCUUUGUUCAAGGUCACCGUUUCCAGACAAACCCGAUGAGGCGGAUUGUCGCACCCACUCCAGGGAUGUACGUGGAGGUCUCGUAUCCAGAGGAACCAUCCAAGACCACCAUCUGUGUGAGAGAGCCUUAUCAAUCCGGAAAACUCGUCAAGACCGUGGAGGUGAAGGUCAACGACCAAGGUCAAAUCAGUCUCACACUCUUCGAAGGCAGAACUGCAGAGGGUGGUGUUGUGCCUUUAAGCUUCUUGUUCACGUACCAUCCCGAGGCCGGCUAUGCACCCAUCUGGGAAGUCAUGGAUGGUCGCAACGAUCGCAUUAAGGAGUUCUAUUAUCGGGUCUGGUUUGGUAGCAAGGAUGUCCCUUUUGACACCCCUACCACGGCAACAUUUAGUGGUGGUCGAGAGACUAUCACUGCCCAAGCUGUCGCUGACUUUGUGCACGCUGUUGGCAAUACCGGGGAGGCCUUCGUUGAUAGGCCCGGAAAGGAAGUCUUCGCUCCCAUGGACUUUGCCAUUGUUGUUGGCUGGCAAGCCAUCACCAAGCCCAUCUUCCCUCGGACAAUCGACGGGGAUCUUUUGAAACUGGUCCAUCUCUCGAACGGAUUCAAAAUGGUCCCUGGUGCUCAACCUUUGAAGGUUGGAGAUGUGUUGGACACAACUGCCCAAAUCAAUGCUGUGAUCAACCAAGAUUCCGGGAAAAUGGUUGAAGUAUGCGGUACAAUUCACAGAGACGGUCAACCAAUCAUGCAUGUCACCAGCCAAUUCCUAUACCGAGGAUCGUACCUGGAUUUUGAGAACACCUUCCAGCGCAAGGACGAGGUUCCCAUGCAAGUUCACCUUACUUCAAGCAGGGAUGUUGCAAUUCUACGGUCGAAAGAGUGGUUCCGCCUAGACGAACCCGACGUCGAAUUGUUAGGUCAAACUCUCACUUUCCGUCUCCAGAGCUUGAUCCGGUUUAAGAAUAAAUCCGUAUUCAGCCACGUUCAGACAGUCGGCCAGGUGCUGCUUGAACUUCCCACAAAGGAAGUCAUUCAGGUUGCAACAGUGGACUACGAGACCGGAACUUCUCAUGGUAAUCCGGUCAUUGACUAUCUUCAACGCAAUGGUACGUCCAUAGAACAACCGGUCUAUUUCGAAAACCCUAUUCCGUUGAGCGGAAAGACACCACUCGUUUUGCGCGCACCGGCAUCCAAUGAAACAUAUGCUCGAGUUUCAGGCGAUUACAAUCCAAUUCACGUCUCUCGUGUUUUCUCUAGCUAUGCCAAUCUUCCGGGGACCAUCACACAUGGCAUGUAUACCAGCGCCGCUGUUCGCAGUUUCGUCGAGACCUGGGCCGCUGAAAACAAUAUCGGCCGUGUUCGAGGCUUCCAUGUGUCCCUCGUCGGUAUGGUCCUCCCCAAUGAUGUGAUCACCGUGAAGUUACAGCAUGUCGGUAUGGUGGCUGGCCGUAAAAUCAUUAAGGUUGAGGCCAGCAACAAGGAAACAGAAGACAAGGUUCUUCUGGGCGAAGCCGAAGUCGAGCAACCAGUAACCUCCUACGUCUUCACCGGACAGGGCUCUCAGGAGCAGGGAAUGGGUAUGGAGCUGUACAGUAGCAGCCCUGUCGCCAGGGAGGUUUGGGAUCGGGCAGAUCGUCAUUUUAUCGAGAACUACGGCUUGUCCAUCAUUGAUAUCGUCAAAAACAAUCCUAAGGAGCUCACUGUCUACUUUGGUGGUCCGCGUGGAAAAGCCAUUCGCCAGAACUACAUGUCGAUGACUUUCGAGACAGUGAACGCGGAUGGCACGAUCAAGUCUGAGAAGAUCUUCAAAGAAAUCAAUGAGGACACGACAUCAUACACAUAUCGGUCGCCGUCUGGAUUGCUCUCUGCAACUCAGUUCACGCAACCGGCACUGACACUGAUGGAAAAGGCAAGUUUCGAGGAUAUGCGCUCCAAGGGUCUCGUCCAAAGAGAUAGCAGCUUCGCUGGUCAUUCCCUGGGUGAAUACUCCGCUCUCGCCGCUCUUGCGGAUGUCAUGCCUAUUGAGAGUCUGGUUUCCGUCGUGUUCUAUCGUGGUUUGACUAUGCAGGUUGCUGUCGAAAGAGAUGAACAAGGACGUUCGAACUACUCUAUGUGCGCCGUCAACCCAAGUCGCAUCUCAAAGACAUUCAAUGAACAAGCCUUGCAGUACGUUGUUGAGAACAUUGCUGAGCAAACAGGUUGGCUAUUGGAAAUUGUCAACUACAAUGUCGCAAAUAUGCAGUAUGUUGCUGCUGGAGAUCUCCGCGCUCUUGAUUGCCUUACAAAUCUGCUCAACUAUCUCAAGGCUCAAAAUAUCGACAUUCCAGCAUUAAUGCAGAGCAUGUCCUUGGAUGACUUGAAGGCUCACCUUGUCAAGAUCAUUCAUGAAUGUGUCAAACAAACCGAGUCGAAGCCCAGGCCGAUAACCUUGGAGCGAGGCUUCGCAACUAUUCCGCUGAAAGGAAUCGACGUGCCUUUCCACAGCACCUUCCUUCGCUCCGGCGUCAAGCCUUUCCGGUCAUUCCUGCUGAAGAAGAUCAACAAAACUACCAUUGAUCCGAGCAAGUUGAUUCGCAAAUAUAUUCCAAAUGUCACUGCCCGCCCAUUCGAGAUCACAAAGGAGUAUUUCGAGGAUGUGUACCGACUCACAAACUCUCCUCGCAUUGCCCAUAUCCUGGCAAAUUGGGACAAGUAUGAAGAGGGAGGUGAGAACACUUCACGCACCACAGGCACCACCACCGCCUGA
This is a messenger RNA of Aspergillus udagawae, 6279 nucleotides long. Its product is annotated as tetrafunctional fatty acid synthase subunit FAS1. The coding region runs from base 1 to 6279 and encodes 2092 amino acids. Gene Ontology annotation, biological process: long-chain fatty acid biosynthetic process. The record is from RefSeq and is a predicted model, not a curated record. Gene Ontology annotation, cellular component: fatty acid synthase complex. The transcript is spliced from 2 exons. Lineage: Eukaryota; Fungi; Ascomycota; Eurotiomycetes; Eurotiales; Aspergillaceae. Gene Ontology annotation, molecular function: enoyl-[acyl-carrier-protein] reductase (NADH) activity; [acyl-carrier-protein] S-malonyltransferase activity; [acyl-carrier-protein] S-acetyltransferase activity.